AUGCUGAAGAAGCUCACUGCUGCGCUCGUAGUCCUGGGGCUUGCUGCUGCGGUCAACGCGGGCCCGGCGGCCUACGGGAUCUGCCAGACUGGCUGCAAUGUCCUUGCCGUGGCGUGUUAUGCUGCCACUGGGGCAGUCUUCGGUACAGCCAUACCGGCGAUCAUCAACUGCAACAAGGCUCUGGGCGUGUGCAUGGCUAGUUGCGUUGCGGCUGGCUUGAUACCGACGCCGUAG
Phytophthora sojae is the source of this 234-nucleotide messenger RNA. RefSeq lists its product as hypothetical. The coding region runs from base 1 to 234 and encodes 77 amino acids. NCBI's taxonomy places the organism in Eukaryota, Oomycota, Peronosporomycetes, Peronosporales, Peronosporaceae. The record is from RefSeq and is a predicted model, not a curated record. The transcript has a single exon.